AUGCAGCUGCAGUGCCGGAGCUGGGUGCUGGCCGCCUUCGCGCUGCUCGUGGUCCUGCUCCUCUUCGCCGACAUCUCGGAGAUCGAGGAAGACCUCGGGAGCUCCAGAGGCAGGGGCGCAAUCAGAUCGGCGGUGAGCAGCUUCCACGGCAAAUCUAAUCGGGCUGAAGUCGGCCUCAAUGGCUCCUCGUCGCCAGCUGUCGCUGACAGGAGCAAUGCGAGCUUGACGCACAGCAUCCAGCCCGCCGCGUCCAAGUGGAGACACAAUCAGACGCUGUCUCUGCGGAUCAGGAAGCAGAUCCUCAAGUUCCUGGACGCCGAGAAGGACAUCUCGGUGCUGAAGGGGAGCCUGAAGCCCGGAGACGUCAUCCACUACAUCUUCGACCGCGACAGCACCAUGAACGUGUCCCACAACCUCUACGAGCUGCUGCCGCGCACCUCGCCGCUCAAGAGCCAGCGCUUCCGCACCUGCGCCAUCGUGGGCAACUCGGGCGUCCUGCUCAACAGCGGCUGCGGCCCCGAGAUCGACACGCACAGCUUCGUCAUCAGGUGCAACCUGGCCCCCGUGCAAGAGUACGCCCAGGACGUGGGGCUCAAGACGGACCUGGUGACCAUGAACCCGUCGGUCAUCCAGCGUGCCUUCGAGGACCUGGUGAACGCCACGUGGCGGGAGAAGCUGCUGCAGCGCCUGCGCAGCCUCAACGGCAGCAUCCUGUGGAUCCCCGCCUUCAUGGCCAGGGGCGGCAAGGAGCGCGUGGAGUGGGUCAACGCACUCAUCUUGAAGCACCACGUCAGCGUGCGCACCGCCUACCCCUCGCUGCGCCUGCUGCACGCCGUCCGCGGAUACUGGCUGACCAACAAAGUCCACAUCAAAAGGCCCACCACCGGCCUCCUGAUGUACACCCUGGCCACGCGCUUCUGCAGCCAGAUCUACCUGUACGGCUUUUGGCCCUUCCCACUGGACCAGAACCAGAACCCCGUCAAGUAUCACUACUACGACAGCCUCAAAUACGGCUACACCUCCCAGACCAGCCCCCACACCAUGCCCCUAGAGUUCAAGGCCCUCAAGAGCCUGCACGAGCAGGGGGCGCUGAAACUGACCGUGGGCCAGUGCGGGGGGGCCACGUAA
This is a messenger RNA of Lepus europaeus (European hare), 1128 nucleotides long. It is a transcript of the gene ST8SIA2, whose product is annotated as ST8 alpha-N-acetyl-neuraminide alpha-2,8-sialyltransferase 2. The record is from RefSeq and is a predicted model, not a curated record. The coding region runs from base 1 to 1128 and encodes 375 amino acids. The transcript is spliced from 6 exons. Lineage: Eukaryota; Metazoa; Chordata; Mammalia; Lagomorpha; Leporidae. Gene Ontology annotation, molecular function: alpha-N-acetylneuraminate alpha-2,8-sialyltransferase activity. Gene Ontology annotation, biological process: N-glycan processing; oligosaccharide metabolic process.